Messenger RNA from Aspergillus sclerotioniger CBS 115572, 555 nucleotides. Its product is annotated as mitochondrial 54S ribosomal protein bL12m. Gene Ontology annotation, molecular function: structural constituent of ribosome. The record is from RefSeq and is a predicted model, not a curated record. Gene Ontology annotation, cellular component: ribosome. Gene Ontology annotation, biological process: translation. The transcript has 2 exons. The coding region runs from base 1 to 555 and encodes 184 amino acids. NCBI's taxonomy places the organism in Eukaryota, Fungi, Ascomycota, Eurotiomycetes, Eurotiales, Aspergillaceae.
AUGUCCGUUUCCGCCCAGGCCGCAGCUCGCUGCUGCAGACAGAUUGUCCGCCCUACCGCUACCCUGCGCCUUGCUCCCUCAUAUCUGUCCCAGCGGACAAUCAGUCGGAGAUGGCAAUCCACCGAGGCGGAGGCCGCUGCUGCCCCUGCCAACCCCAAGAUCACUCAGAUUGUCGACCAGAUCAGCCAAUUGACCCUGUUGGAGACCGCCGACCUCGUGGCCAGCCUGAAGUCCCGCCUUAACAUCCCCGACCUCCCCGUUGGCGGUUUCGCCAUGGCCGCUAGUCCCGCCGCUCCCGCCGCCGCUGAGGAAGACGACGCCGCUCCUGCUCCCCAGGAGAAGACGCUUUUCAACCUGAAGCUCGAGUCCGUCGAGGCCUCCUCCAAGGCUAAGGUCAUCAAGGAGAUCAAGACCCUCCUCGGCCUGUCCCUGGUCGACAGCAAGAAGUUCGUCGAGUCCGUUCCCAAGGUCCUGAAGGAGUCUGUGCCCAAGGAGGAGGCCGAGAAGAUCGUCGAGACCCUCAAGGCUGUCGGCGCCAAGGCCACCAUGGAUUAA